AUGAGCGGGCUGCUGGAAUGGAUGUCUUCGAGCCUGGACUCGCUCCUUUGCCGUGGGGCCGAUGAAGCACCCAUGGAGGAGCUGCCACCUGGCUCGCUGCAACGAAGAGCUAGCAAGGAGGGAGGCGCUCAGGCCGUGUCAAGAGUCCCGCCGCGGAUGCGGUGGAUCGAGCGUGCACGUGGCCUGCCGCCACCGCCCCUGCAGACGCAGGCUCCUCGCGUUGAGCCUACUCUCAGCCAGGCACCGCCAUUAGACCAUUCUUACGACGAGGAGGAGGCAGAGAGGCUUCGGCAGUUGGAGCUAGAGGAGCAAGAAGCGCUCCAGGACUGGCGCCGGAAGAAGCAAGAGGAGACUCGGCAGAUGGAGCUGCGGAAGGCGAAGAAGCAGGAGUCCUCUCCGCCCGCCUCGCCACCUCUUACUGCGCCUUCACCCGGCUCACCAGAGUCGGCGGAGCUUCUGUUCUCGCCCGAGCCGUCGGCAGCGAUGCCGAAAAGGGAGCAGAAGACAACGUUGAUCGUGCCGCCAAAAGAUCAUCGCGGAUCCCCACAGUUCGCGACGAACUCGCCGCGGACGCCAUCACCCCCCGAUUCGCCACUGGUGGCCAGGCUCCACAUACCAGGAUCGCCACCAUCGGGUUCCCGAUCUCCGGACACUUUCCGGCGACAAGGGAGUGGGGACAGCUACACGCGGCGGUCGCGAACUUCGCGAUCUUCACUGGGAAACGAAUCCGUUUCGAUGCCCAGCUUCUAUGAGCGCACGGAGAAGGGCCAACAAAGGAAUGGCGAGUGGGAAACUGGGUCGGAUGUCGGCUCGGUCGUCUCGGACGCUUCCUACGUGGAGCAG
Molecule: messenger RNA, 843 nt
Organism: Symbiodinium sp. CCMP2456
Lineage: Eukaryota; Dinophyceae; Suessiales; Symbiodiniaceae
Source: the annotation of a GenBank genome assembly